AGGAGGGACCUCGCGGCUCCGCGCUGAACUUUGACUCCCUCCGUCCCGGCCUCUUCCCGGGGCUCCCCGCUGCCCCCCGGCCCCAUUCCCGCUGCACCGCAGGAUGCAGAUCUCACCCGUGCUGGCCGGAGGACUGCUGCUCGCUCUGCUCUCCGUCGGGCUGGAGGCGAAGCCGGCGUCCCAGCUCCCGCAGAAGGCGUCCCGUGGAGCAGCGGCAGCGGCGGCGGCGGCGGCGGCGGGUCCGCCCGAGGCGGCGGGCGCGGAGCGGGACAAGGAGAAGGAGAAGGAGCGGAACCGCGGAGGAGGCGGCGGAGGCGGCGGCACGGGGCCGCGGGAGGCGCGGGAGGCGCGGGCAGAAACGCGGCCCCGGGCGGGUUGGGCGCGGCUGCUGCAGGAGCCGUCGGGCCGCCGCAAUAAGGGGCUGCACAAGAAGGGGCUCGGGAAGGGCUGCUUCGGCCUCAAGCUGGACCGCAUCGGCGCCAUGAGCGGCCUCGGCUGCUGAGGGACCUCUGGCGAGCGCCGGAGCGGCUCCGUUGUUCCCCCAGGGCCGGGCACGGCCGCCCCCCAGGCACCGCCCGGAAGAGCAGAGACCUCCCCGGAUCGGACAAAAGAUGUGGCUGUGUUUUUCUUUUCGGUACGAGGAGUCAUGGCACCAGCUGUUUUGGUUCUGUUAUUUUUUUAAAAAGCGCUCUCUAUCUUAUAUAUAUUAUAUAUACAAACACUCACCGAGACAAGGGACAGUGCUUUUCUGAGAGACUGAUGAAGCCGGCUGUAUAACGUUGCUGUUUGUAAAUUCAUGUCAUGCAUAAAUGUAUUUAUGUUGUAAAGCUAUUUAUAUAUUGUUUAUAAAGAGAUAUUUAUAAAAAAAAAAAUUAUUUAUGUAACUAAAUGAGAAGUCAAGCAUUGUAACAUUUUUUGUCCUAAGUAGUUCACAAAAAGGUUAAAAGAAAAAAAAAAAAUCAUUCGGUGCA
Lagopus leucura (white-tailed ptarmigan) is the source of this 971-nucleotide messenger RNA. It is a transcript of the gene NPPC, whose product is annotated as natriuretic peptide C. Gene Ontology annotation, cellular component: extracellular region. Gene Ontology annotation, biological process: cGMP biosynthetic process; receptor guanylyl cyclase signaling pathway. Bases 104 to 502 code for a protein of 132 amino acids. The record is from RefSeq and is a predicted model, not a curated record. The transcript has 3 exons. NCBI's taxonomy places the organism in Eukaryota, Metazoa, Chordata, Aves, Galliformes, Phasianidae. Gene Ontology annotation, molecular function: hormone activity; hormone receptor binding.